UUUUCUUUUUCCAUCUUCCCUCUCCCGUCUCCUCCUCUCGUCACGUAACGAUAUUUUGUGGUCUGAAUCUGUUGGUUGGAUCAGCGUCGGAGGAAGAUAAUGGCGGACGAAAUGGAGAAUUCUACGCCUGCGGAGGAGUCGUUGUUGGAGAAGAUCGCCGAUAAGAUCCACGAUCACGAUUCGUCGUCAUCGUCGGACUCGGAUAACGAGAAAAUGGAAUCUCCUUCGGCCGUCAAAGAGAAGAUUUAUCGUCUAUUUGGCAGAGAGAAACCUGUUCACAAGGUCUUCGGUGGUGGAAAGCCUGCUGAUGUGCUCUUGUGGAGGGAUAAGAAACUGUCGGCUGCUGUUCUCGGCACGACAACUGCCGUAUGGGUUCUGUUUGAACUGGUUGAGUAUCACUUGUUGAGUUUUGUUUGUCACAUUUCGAUACUCACCCUCGCAGUCCUGUUUCUCUGGUCUAAUGCUCACAGCUUUAUCAACAAGUCUCCACCGCAGAUUCCUGAAAUCCAUGUUGCUGAGGAGCCUUUCCUUCUCAUUGCUUCUGCGAUCAGAAAUGAGGUGAACCAUGCGUUUACAGUCUUGCGCAACAUUGCUCUGGGAAAAGACUUGAAGAAACUCCUGAAGGUCGUUGCCGGGCUGUGGGUCAUCUCCAUCGUGGGAAGCUGGUGCCACUUGUUGACACUGAUAUACAUCUGCGUUGUGGUGUUGCACACGGUGCCAGUGCUGUACGAGAAAAACGAGGACAAGGUGGAUCCUAUGGCAGAGAAGGCGUUCAUCGAACUCAAGAAGCAGUACUCAGUUCUUGAUGAAAUGGUUCUCUCUAAGAUUCCUAUUCGCCCUCUCAAACCAAAGGUGGUUUAGUAUUUGAUUGUGCUGUUGCUGUUCCCCGACCCAAAGUUCAGAGUUCCCCACCGAUUUGAUCGGUUUGUUCCAAUAUCCAGAAUUCGUUUCUGUCGGCUUAUUAUUUAUGUAAUCAAAUUCGGUAUGUGUUCAUGCGUAUACAUAAUAAUACCCGGUGAUUGAUCGUUA
This is a messenger RNA of Tarenaya hassleriana, 1029 nucleotides long. Its product is annotated as reticulon-like protein B5. The coding region runs from base 100 to 861 and encodes 253 amino acids. The record is from RefSeq and is a predicted model, not a curated record. Lineage: Eukaryota; Viridiplantae; Streptophyta; Magnoliopsida; Brassicales; Cleomaceae. The transcript has 5 exons.